AUGGCUUCAUCGGAUGACGUUUUCAAAGAACUAUUUGCUAGUAUAUACGAGCCCUUCUCUGGACUAAAUGAGAUGGAUUAUGAGCUCCAUGGUAUUUAUAUGGAUCACGAACCAGAGCAUGAGUUCGUGACUGCGCUUGAUAAAUGUAGGGACGUCUUUCUCAAUGUUCUAGUUAGUGAUGAAAACUUAAGGAAUUCAAGCAUGGCUGAUGAAAUCAGAGCACAAGUUUAUCAUGCUAAUGAAUGGCAAAGUGAUGAAGAAGGUGAACAAGAGGCGGUGAAGAAUAAGUACAGAAUUCAUGAUCCAAACACACCAUGGGAUAAGAUGGAACCUAAGGUAGGUGAUAUGUUUGAGUCUCCUGCACAACUUAAGUUUUGUAUUCAAAAUUAUGGGGUGUCAAAUGGAUAUCAGAUAUACUUUGAAAAAUGUGAUAAAACUAGACUAGUUGCAAGAUGUGGGAAGAGGACAGAGAUGAAUUAUUGUCCUUUCAGAUUGUAUGCUGGAUGGAUGUACAAUGAAAAAUCAUUUCAAGGUAAAAAUUUGGUUGUAGAGCAUCGUUGCAGUAGGAAGUUCAAAUUUGGAAGUCUUGUUUCCCCUGAAUGGAUAGGUAGGCAUUACAUUACUAAAACUGCAAACACACCUAAGAUGAAACUUAGGGACAUGAUUGCCGAUAUCAAACAAAGGAUAUGGGAUUAUGCUGAUGAAUUAUUAAGGUCCAACCCAGGUUCAACAUGCAAAGUUAGUGUCACUGUCAAUCCAGAUGGGAAGAACUACUUCCACAGAUUUUACAUUGGUUUCAAAGCUUUAAGUGAUGGAUGGAAAUUAGGGUGUAGAAGAGUAAUUGGUUUGGAUGGAUGCUUUCUGAAAGGACAGGUGAAGGGUGAGUUGUUGACUGCCAUUGGUAGAGAUGCUAAUAACCAGAUUCUUAGAGAUAGUGUAGACCUUCAUGAUGGUAGAGGAUUGGUGGUGAUAUCUUACCAACAUAAGGGAUUGGUUGAAGCUGUAAAAGAUAUACUCCCAAAUGUUGAGCACAGGCAACGUGCCAGGCAUGUUUAUGCCAAUUUCAAGAAAGCAUACACAGGGUUGGAGUUCAAGAAAUUAUUUUGGGCUGCAUCAAUGAGUGGUGUAGAAAGUGACUUUAUGAGAGCUUCUCAAUCCAGUCAGCCUCCAAUACAGAAAAACAAGUCAAAGAAAGAAGCAUCAAGUUCCAAGGUUUUAAAAGCAUCAAGGUUCAAAAAAGAAGCAACUGAAUUUUAUGAAUCAUUAAGAGCUUCUAAAUCCAGUCAACCUCCAAAGAAGAAAAACAAGUCAAAGAAAGAAGCAUCAAGUUCCAAGGUUUUAAAAGCAUCAAGGUCCAAAAAAGAGGCUACUUCACCUCAUACAGAAGAUGUUUCUGCAACUCAAAAAGAAGUUGUUGAUGGUAUUCAGAUUGGGGAAGGUGAUGGAAUUCAGAAUGAGGAUUAUGUUGAUAGUAUUGAGACUGGGGAUCAUGGUGAUGAUAUUCAGAUUGGGGAAGGUGGUGGUAUUGAGACUGGGGGUCAUGGUGAUGGUAUUCAGACUGGGGAUGUUAAUGAUGUUAUUGUUGAAGAUUGUCAUAUUGUUGAAGAAGUUGAAGUGGUUGAUGUUGGAAAAGAAGAUGUUUUGCUUCCAAGGGAUAUGGAAGAUGUAUUGGAUCAUCCUGAUGUAUUGGAUCAUCCUUCUGAUAAUGAUGAUGAGGCUAUUAUUGAUGAUGUUGAUGGUAUUGUUGAUGGUGGUGGUGAACAAGAAGAAGGAGGUGAUGAUGGUCACUUGGGUGAUGAUGAUGGUCCUGAUGAUGUCCCUAGAUUGACAAGGUUAAGAAAACCCUCUGAAAGGAUCAUUUUGCAGAAGUUGAAGAAGACGGUGCUUGACAAAAAUGGAGGUGGUUCAUCUGCUAGCAAUCCAGUUAGGUUGGAGUAG
Messenger RNA from Lactuca saligna, 1938 nucleotides. The record is from the annotation of a GenBank genome assembly. NCBI's taxonomy places the organism in Eukaryota, Viridiplantae, Streptophyta, Magnoliopsida, Asterales, Asteraceae.